UGCGAACAGUUUUCAACAGCUUUAUAAGUCCAGAUGGCCCGAAUACAUUUCUACAACAGCCCGGCGAACACUGGAGGAAGCAAAAUGGAAUUCCCCACAAUUACUUCCAUUCACAGAAGAUGUUAAGCUCCUUCAUAUAUAUCUUGACGAGCAAGAGAAGACCCAUCGCAAACUCUUGUUAACACAGCCAUCAUCUCAGCACUGGGCAAAACUGGCCAAGAUCACGUUAACUCAGGUUAUGCUUUUCAAUCGUAGACGAGAAGGGGAAGUGUCACAAAUGCCAUUGUCUGCAUACAUCUCCAGCAACCAAUCGGAUGCUCAUCCAGAUAUUAGCAUGGCCCUCACAGAUUUAGAAAAUAAACUGUGUCAGUACUUCAAGCGUGUAGAAAUUAGAGGCAAAAGAGGCAGAAAGGUUCCCGUGCUUCUCACACCUUCCAUGCAAGAAUCAAUCAGCCUGCUUCUUGAAAAUCGGAAUACCUGUGGAAUUCCAAAUGAAAAUCCUUUUCUCUUUGCACGCCCGUAUGCAAUGACAUUUUUCAGAGGCUCUGAUUGCAUUCGCGAAUUUGCUGUUGCAUGUAGUGCAAAAAAUCCUCAGACUCUUACAUCAACAAAGUUGAGAAAACAGAUCGGGACACUUUCUGAAGUUCUUAAUCUUAGCAACACAGAGUUAGAUCAGUUGGCAGACUUUCUAGGCCAUGACAUUCGAGUUCAUCGUCAAUUUUACAGGUUACCUGAAGGCACCCUCCAACUGGCCAAAAUUAGUAAAAUUCUUCUGGCCCUCGAAAAAGGACGCUUGGCAGACUUUAAAGGGCGAAAUCUUAAUGAAAUCAACAUAGAUCCAGAAGAGGAAGUUACAGUGGACAGUGAUUUGGAGGAGUCCACUUCUAGUCCAAAAGGUAAUGAUUACAUAAUGUCAGUUUCAAUUUAUGUUUGCCUAAAUAAUGGGACAUCGGAUGCCCAUUUUCCGGAGUUGGACUGAUUCU
Carassius auratus (goldfish) is the source of this 983-nucleotide messenger RNA. RefSeq lists its product as uncharacterized. The transcript is spliced from 2 exons. The record is from RefSeq and is a predicted model, not a curated record. NCBI's taxonomy places the organism in Eukaryota, Metazoa, Chordata, Actinopteri, Cypriniformes, Cyprinidae. Bases 239 to 979 code for a protein of 246 amino acids.